Molecule: messenger RNA, 1188 nt
Organism: Coniophora puteana RWD-64-598 SS2
Lineage: Eukaryota; Fungi; Basidiomycota; Agaricomycetes; Boletales; Coniophoraceae
Exons: 5
Coding region: 1-1188 (395 amino acids)
Source: RefSeq, a predicted model, not a curated record
AUGAGCCUCGAUCAGAACCUGUUCACCUUGGCCUUGACGCCCAACUCAUCUGAUCCAAGUAUUACUGACCUUGUGGAUCCUUCUGGAGUAGUACACUAUUCGAAAGUGCGCGUGCCUGGAGCCGCAUAUAGGAUCGAGGUGUAUGAUCCUAUCUCACAGUCUUUACUGGCUACUGCAACUGCACCAAGUGCUACAAGCAAGCACAAGACCGUAGAAUUGUAUAAUCCUACCCAGAUAGUGGAGUUGAAGCACACUGGAACCCUAUCAUUCCGCUGGAGUUUCAAGUGGGAAGACCAUGAAUUCGAAUGGAAGCGCGAAGAGUGCUAUAUGAUUCGAAAACCGGACCCGCCAGUCCUGGUGACGGUCACGAAAGAGCCGCGAGGGCGGAUCCAGACAUCAUCUGUACAGAUGCUUGACUAUAACCUAAACCGCUUCCAAGUUGACGAUCGCAAAGGCCUCGAAAUUGUCAUUCUGACAGCACUUCUCACUUUCCAAGACUCAAGUGAUGCAUAUCACCGAUCACCUUCGGCCAGCGAGUCCGUGACGCCUAGUACGUCGUCAACCGCUACCCCUGCUUCAAAACCAUCGCCUUCGUCUUCUCCAGCGCCUAAGCGGCCUCCCAAGCCGGCGCCGAAGACUGGCGUGGAGAGAAUUUCGGAGCUUCAAGCAGGAUCAGGGGAAGUGAACGUAAUAACAGUUGGGAGCGAGGGGAAGGUAUCUGAUUACGCCACAUACUGUUCCAGUCUUCUCCAGGAUGAUGCCAUGCUCUUCGUCACGGUUCGUUCCUCUGACUCUGAUCAUGUCCCUAAGGUUCUUCAAGUUGUGGAAGAAACCAAACGCGCGAGACAUAAAGCCGGUAUCGACAAAGAGCUACAUCAGUAUGUUGUUUAUGACUCGGCGCUGCCGACGCAGAAAGGCACCCGCGUUAUCAAACUAGAUGACGAGCCAAAAGACAAAUCGAAGUUUUCAGGCUAUACCCCGCCUUCAAGUGUCGCAAUACACCUGAGCAAGAUUGACAUCCCCGAGCUACAGCCGCGCUCAAAGUACGAUUCCAGGCCCUCCAUGCCUUCUGGGUCAACCGUCCCGCCUCCGAACGAAACGAAAAAGGAGCGUAAGGAACGCGAAAAGAGAGAGAAGGAACAGGAGAAGAAGCUAAAAAAGGGCAAAGGUCGGUACCUUUCCUUCUAA